Messenger RNA from Physella acuta, 3002 nucleotides. RefSeq names its product protein krueppel. The record is from RefSeq and is a predicted model, not a curated record. Gene Ontology annotation, biological process: regulation of transcription by RNA polymerase II. NCBI's taxonomy places the organism in Eukaryota, Metazoa, Mollusca, Gastropoda, Physidae. Gene Ontology annotation, molecular function: DNA-binding transcription factor activity; RNA polymerase II cis-regulatory region sequence-specific DNA binding.
CGGUUUCAAAAUGGCUGACAUCAAAUCUAGAAACAAAAGAUUUAGGAAUGCUAUCAAUGAUGGAAUGUGUCACAACAUUACUAAGUAAACGUUUUUUAUGUAAUUGUUUAAAAGUUGAAGAAAACCCUUAAAGUAUGGACCCUUAUCCUGAUCAUGGAAUGUCUGGGUCGCAAGGUCAAGGUCCAAGCCAGAGCCCAGACCUCAUGCACGACCAACACCUUCAGCAGCUACACCAGUCAAUACAGCAGCAACAGCAGCAGCUGCAUCAGCAGCUGACCUCAGGGAGCAGCAGCAUAAGUGACCUGAUCGGCAUGCUGCCGCAGACUGCAAAUCUAAGCAAUAGCGGCCCCAUGUCAUCUCCAGGCUCUGACACACCCUUGAGUAUGUCAUCUCAACAUAUCAACAUAGCAGAUUACAGGUCAAGCAGUCAUCUUUCGUUACCAACUUCCAUGUAUUCUAGACACUCUUUAUCUACCUCUGGGCAAGGAUCGUCACAUUCAUCACAUCAAAGCCCAUCAGAAGCUGCAGAUCGUGGGGAACCCAGCAUAUCAUCCAUUGCCUACACAAGACAGGGAGAUAGUUAUGUCUGUUCACUUUGUGGGAAAGUGGUUGUAUCCAAAGCUGCUAUUACAAGACAUAUCCAACUGACUCAUGAGAAGAAAAAACCAUUUGAGUGUAACAUUUGUCACCGACGUUUUGGAUAUAAAAACAUUCUUAUGGAACACCAGAACAUCCAUUUUGGUAUCAAACCCUACGCGUGUACCCUGUGUGACAAAAGGUUUGCUGCUCGCUCCAAUCUGUUCCAACAUCGCCUCCUUCACAUGAAGCCCUUCUGCUGCUACAUCUGCAACAAGCGCUUUGACAGAGAUGAACAGUUACAGCGCCAUCUGAAGCUUCACCCCACUGCUAAUGUUCUCUCCUGCAGUCAGUGUCCUUUCACUGCGACAAAUGUUGAAGCACUGAACCAACACCUGCAGGAGAAUCACAAGCUACUCACCUACGACACCAGGAGACACUCGUCCAGCUUUGACAGUGACAGUGGGGACCCACCGUCUCAGGUGGUUAUGUCUUUACCAAGUCCAACCCUGACCUCACCCGACAAAUCUCCCGGACACAUGUCCCUGAACAUGGACUCGGAUGCCAUGAGGCGUAUCGACACCAUCUGCUCCCAGCUGGCCAGCCGCGGCCAGAGCCACCACACCAGUGAAGGCUCGCAGCAAGUCAAGCAGGAGCCCCUCUCCCCUGGAGGGGUGCGAUUCCCCCCAGACCACCACCAUUUCCCCCCUGCCUCCCCGUCUUCAAGAGAUCACCAUCAUUUCAAUCAUGGCUCCCCGACGUCAACAAUCAGCAACUCAUCCAUUGGCCUGUCUCGUGGUCAGAAUCGUCUACCUCCGUUUUCAUCAGCUCUUGCUCGGUCAUAUUCAAACCCUUCCGAUCCAGAACAAGGGAGCCCACUCUCAAUGACCACCGGCCGUAAAGAUACGUCCCCGAUUCUCGGAAUGGAUAUGAUUGGGAAUAAAUAUCAUGUUGCAUCCAACCCUCGAUUUCUACCUCCAAAUCGUAGAGCCAAUUCCAUGAACUCUAUGAACCCUCUAGGUUCAAUGCGGCAUGGCGGGCCAACCCCAGAACACGUUAGAUCCAUCGCUGACUCGACCAGCAACUUGUCUGAGUUCUUCUCAUCCCUACAAGGAUUGGUGCAGAGAUCGCAAGAAAUACCAGAACUUCAUGUCAAUAUUAGCAAACCAAAACUGACAAGAGAAAUAGGGACACAGUACAACAACACCAGCCUACCAGGAGAGCUGCCCUCCCUCGAGGACCUGCUCAUCUACUACGAGUCCCAAGGGAGGCUGUACCGCUGCCAGCACUGCCGCAUCAGCUUUGAGGAGCGGGGCCUGUACUUCCUGCACAAGUCCCUGCACGGUGAGAUGAGCCCCUGGCAGUGCAGCAUCUGCCACAAGAUCUGCGCUGACAGGAACGACUUCCACCUGCAUUUUGUCAACCAGCAGCACCGGCCUGACCAGAUGAUGCACUAGGUCCAGCCUGACCAGAUGAUGCACUAGGUCCAGCUUGACCAGAUGAUGCAUUAGGUCCAGCUUGUUCAUCAGGGAUCAGAUAGGGUAAUGUUUGUGUGCAGACUCCAGGAACUCAUGGUACUUUCAUGACACCUGGAAAGGUGUAUCAAAAUGAUUGCUGUAAUCACCAGCAUUUUUCUAGCUCUGACCCUAAUCACAUCUAGGACAUUACCCCCUGUCAGUAGUGUCAGUUACCUGUGGUAUUUUCACCCCUCCUCCAGGCCAUUACCUCUAGGUCAUUUACACCCCCCCUCUUGGUCUUUUACCAACCCUGGAGAAUGCUUGUUAUUUACAACAAAAACUAAAUUUACAAACAUGAGUACAAAUAUACAAUUUACCAAGUGGUGCCAUCACAUUUUGGGAAUUAGACUUUUCACCUCAUUUACCACUUUUGAUUUGCUCUGUGUGGAGCAAUAUAUAAGAGACGGGUGAUCGACCUUGGGAGGGGUGGGGGUAAUGUCCUACUCUCAGCUACUAUAUACCUUGCCAUAACCCUAACCAUAAUGCUACCUCUUAACACUUUUCAUAAACCUAAUAGCAAUAAGGGUAAAAAAAAAAAAUCAGUUGAUACUUUGUUUACUGUCAGCAGUUGUACAAGUACCAAAAAAGCUGGUAAAUUAUAAUUAACAUAAGAUAGUCAUUGCCUAAGAAAAUGCAUUAACAGAUUAUUUUUUUUACUAACUACUUUUUUUAGAUGUAUGUUGUUUUCAUUAAAUCAAUUUGUAGAUUUUAAUUAAGGCAGAAUAUUUUUCUUUGAAAUUUUUCAAAAACUGACAAAUUAAAAAAAAAAAAUGUUCACAAUGCAUCUUAAUUUUGAUAGUUGUUUUGAUGUGUUCACUAUGAAAGUUAGUUAUAAAGGGCGCUGGUAGAUUUGCUUCUGGUGGACAGCUUAGUGCUGUCAAUUUUUGUGUGGGUACCUUACCUAGCACU